AUGAUCCUCCUUACUGCCAGCCUCGCUCUCCUUGGAAGUUGCCAUAUAGCCUUUGGGGCUGCUGUGAGCGAACCCCUCAAUCGACGAGGUUGGGAUCCUGCCAACCCUCAUGACGACAAAACUUCAAAGUCAUGUAGUUGGUGGCUUGACUAUGACGAUGAAGUCUCUUGUGAUUCCAUCCUGGAAGAUUAUCACAUCACUUCUGACGACCUUCAACGGUGGAAUCCUUCGAUCAAAGAUGACUGUAAAGGCAUGACUGUCGGGAGGUCGUACUGCGUCGAGGCCACAAGUGCCGUUGAGCCCGAGCCAAAGCCUGAAUCAAAGCCAUCAACAGCGAAGCCCAGCUCGAAGCCUUCACCCACUCAACCUUCCAAUGGUGAGCCUCUUGAGAAACCCUUUUUGGCUACUAUCUGGCUAAUGAGAAUGCAUACAGGUAUCAAAACUCCCGAUGCCCUCCAACUCGGUAUUGUCAGCAACUGCGAAAAGUUCUACAUGGUCAAAUCAGGUGAAGGGUGUGCUACCGUUGCUUCCAAGAACGGCAUCAUUCUGGCCGAGUUCUACAAGUGGAAUACAAAGGUUGGCUCUGCAUGUACUGCCUUAUAUGCAGAUGCCUAUGCCUGUGUAUCUGUCAUUGGACAUAAUGCCGCUACACCCGUGCAAACCAGCAAGCCGUCUAACGUCAUCAAGACUCCAUCGCCCAUCCAGGACGGUACCACGAAGGAUUGCGAAAAGUUCCACUUUGUGAAGUCAACAACGACAUGUGCGUCCAUUGAGGAGUACUACAAUUUGCCCUUUACAACGUUCAAGUCGUGGAACCCGGCUGUCGGGAACAAAUGUCAAUCCUUACUAGCCAACUACUGGGUCUGCGUCAAGGCCAAAGGCUGGAAGCCAAGUACCCCCACGAAGCCAAGCAAGCCGGCCAACGGCAUCGAGACACCUGCAAUGAUUCAACCCGGCAUGACAACCUCUUGCAACAAGUUCCACGAGGUAAAGAAGACUACAACUUGUGCAUCAAUCCAGGAAUACUAUAAAAUUACAAUGGAACAGAUUUCCAAGUGGAACCCCGCUGUUGGAUCCAAGUGUACAGCGCUCUGGGCUGGUUAUAGCGUCUGCGUUGAAGUUAUAGGUCAGAAGCCAUCUCCGACCAAGCCUAGCAACGGGAUCAAAACGCCAUCUCCAGUUCAGGACGGAGUCACCAAGUCUUGUAAGAAGUUUCACAUGGUGCAGAAGACUACGACCUGUGCUUCGAUACAGAACUAUUACAAGAUUACAAUGGCACAGCUUUAUAAGUGGAAUCCUGCUAUCGGUGCCAAGUGCACCAAUUUGUGGGCUAACUACAACGUUUGCGUCGCCGCAUAG
Messenger RNA from Fusarium verticillioides 7600, 1359 nucleotides. RefSeq lists its product as hypothetical. The transcript has 2 exons. Bases 1 to 1359 code for a protein of 452 amino acids. Lineage: Eukaryota; Fungi; Ascomycota; Sordariomycetes; Hypocreales; Nectriaceae. The record is from RefSeq and is a predicted model, not a curated record.